UGCAUCGAUCGGCGAUCGGCUGUCGGCUGAAACAGUACCCAUUUUAGAUCUCAAAAACCAUUUCCAUGGAUCCAACUCCAACAGCUCCUCGCCACCUAAAACAUCCAUCCAGAUAUAAAAACCCUCACUCUCUGCAUUUCCAAGCACCCACCGUAUUCCAACACUUGAAGAAGAAAUUAAGGACUCCACAAAUUGAUACGUACGAUGAAUUGCCAGCUGCAGCGUGGCUUCUCUCUCUCGAUUCUCUUCCUCUUUCUCUCCCAGUACUCCACCACAAUCACCGCUCAGGCUCCGGCGCAGCCCCCGCUUCCUCCAGCGGCGAAGCCGCCUCUUCCGCCCGGGCCGCCCAACAUCUCGGCGAUCCUCGAGAAGGCCGGCCAGUACACGAUCUUACUCCGGCUUAUGGGCACCACCCAGGUGGCAAAACAAAUAAACGGCCAGCUCAACAAUUCAAACAACGCCAUGACCAUGUUCGCGCCUCCCGACAGCGCCUUUUCCUCCCUCCCAUCCGGCGUUCUCAACUCCCUAGACAACGAACAGAAGGACGCCCUGGUCCAGUAUCACAUGAUUCCCACUUUCCUCUCCAUGUCACAGUUCCAAACCGUAAGCAAUCCGGUGCGGACCCAAGCCGGCGACUCCACGAUCGGCUCGUUCCCGCUCAACAUCACCACCUUCGGCAACCAAGUCAACAUAUCCACUGGAAUUGUGAACGCUUCGCUAGGUCACACGAUUUACACAGACAACCACCAACUUGCCAUUUAUCAGGUGGACAAGGUGCUUCUUCCUCAGAGCAUCUUUGGGCCCCACCCCCCUGCUCCGGCCCCGUCCCCGGCAGCUCCGAAGAAGAAGAAGACGGCGGCGGCGGAGGACGCCACUCCGAGCACCGACGAUACGGGGUCUAGUACUGCUUCCGGCGCGGUUCGUCUCUCGGCUGGUACUGCAGCAGUGGCUUUGGUGGUGUCCAUUGGAGUUGCUGCGCGCGCAUGCAGGUGAUGAUAUUGGUUUUGGGAUUGGGGGUUGUGAUUGUGCCAGGUGGGCAAGUGUGGGGUCCUUUUAUAUUGAUUUCGCCAUGUUCCAAGUCCAAUUGUAUAAUUAAAAUUUGAAGCUGGUGCCUUUCCAUGUUUUUCUUUUUUAUUUUCCUUUAAUUUGGAUCUGUAAUUUUCUCUCUCUCUCUCUCAUUCAGUGAUCUGCAUCUGUUUACAAAUUCCAUGAUUAAUUUCAA
Molecule: messenger RNA, 1222 nt
Organism: Diospyros lotus (date-plum)
Lineage: Eukaryota; Viridiplantae; Streptophyta; Magnoliopsida; Ericales; Ebenaceae
Product: fasciclin-like arabinogalactan protein 12
Exons: 1
Coding region: 205-993 (262 amino acids)
Source: RefSeq, a predicted model, not a curated record